GUCAUCUUAUUUCAGAGUAACCAGAAAGUGGAUUUGUUAGGGAGUAUUUCUUCAUUUGGAAAAACAAUUAAAAAUUGUAGUUUACUGACACAUAUAUAUGUAGACAAAGCACUUAAAUGCAGUAAAAUCGAGAGAUUGACAAACACAAUAGAAAACCUAAUGGAAUCUCUAACCAUUGAAAUACACAAUAAAAAGGCAUCAAAUAUCAUCAUAAGCUGCAUCUAUAGGACACCAGGAACAUGUAUUGACACAUUCAAUAAAAAACUAACAGAUAUGCUCAGUUACUACAACGAUAAGAAAACACGAAUAAUAUGUGGUGGUAAAUAAAUACUAUGUACAGCAACAGCUUUUUCCCAGUAAUCCUGAAACCUAGCAGAAUAACAGUUGACACGGCCACAUUAAUAGAUAACAUAUUUAUAAAUAAGAUUGAUCAUAAAAUGGAAAGUGGACUUCUCAUUAAUGACAUAAGUGACCACCUACCUGUUUUUGCAGUUGUUCAUAAUUAUUUCGAUAGAAAAGCUAAAUCAACAACUCGUAUAACAGAAAUAAGGCUAAGAACCCAACGUUCCAUCGAUGCCUUUAAGCAAGACCUAGAAAAACAAAACUGGACCGAGGUCUACUCAAACGAAGACCCAAAUACAGCGUUUGAAGUAUUUCAGUCUACCAUAAUCUCCUUAUAUGAUAAACAUUUUCCAUUAACUAAAGUCUCCAAAAAGUAUAAAGACCCAAGUAAGCCAUGGAUAACGAAAGGCAUAGAAAAUGCAUGUAAAAAGAAAAACAAUUUAUAUAAAUUGUUUUUAAAAUUCAGAACUGAAGAAGCAGAAAAAAAAUAUAAGACCUAUAAAAAUAAACUGGUAAAUAUUAUAAGAACCAGUAAAAGAGAUCAUUAUCAUGCACUAUUAGAGCAGAAUAAAGGUAACACACAAGAAAUAUGGAAAAUACUUAACCAAGUAAUCAGAAAUAGUCCUAAAAAAAUUGAUUAUCCAGAGUAUUUUAUCAAAGGCAAAAAUACUAUUUUGGAAAAAACUGCAGAAAUAGCAACUGAAUUUAAUGAGUAUUUUGUCAACAUCGGCAGUAACCUAGCAAAACAAAUUCCUGAUCCAACAAACCUGUUUGAAAUAGAUAGAUACGUAGAAAAAAACUCCUCCACGAUGUUCCUUACUGCAGUAAAACAAGAAGAAGUAUCAAAUAUUAUAAAAACUUUUAAAAAUAAAAAGUCAACGGAUUGCUUUAAUAUUGAUAUGACAAUAAUCAAGCAGAUUAUAGAAUAUGUAGUGCGACCUUUCACACACAUAUGCAACCUGUCAUUCAAAGCUGGUAUCUUUCCAUCAAAAAUGAAAAUUGCUAAAGUUAUUCCAAUCUAUAAAAGUGGAGAAAAACAUCUGUUUACAAAUUAUAGACCAAUAUCACUACUACCACAAUUUUCAAAAUAUUAGAAAAACUAUUUUCUCGCAGACUUGAUAGUUUUAUACAAAAGCAUGCGCUUUUAAGUGAGAAUCAAUAUGGCUUCAGGGAAAAACGGACCACCUCAAUGGCAGUUAUGGAGUUUGUGGAAGCAAUAGCCACUAAUAUAGACAACAAAGAAUUUACUGUUGGGGUUUUCCUAGCUCUAAAAAAAGCUUUUGACACAAUAGAUCACAGUAUAUUAUUGAAAAAACUAGAAAGAUAUGGCAUUAGAGGGGUAGCUUAUAAAUGGAUAAAAAGUUAUUUAGAAAACAGAUAUCAG
This is a messenger RNA of Hippocampus zosterae (dwarf seahorse), 1726 nucleotides long. RefSeq lists its product as uncharacterized. The record is from RefSeq and is a predicted model, not a curated record. The coding region runs from base 333 to 1436 and encodes 367 amino acids. The transcript has 2 exons. Lineage: Eukaryota; Metazoa; Chordata; Actinopteri; Syngnathiformes; Syngnathidae.